Suhomyces tanzawaensis NRRL Y-17324 is the source of this 1096-nucleotide messenger RNA. RefSeq lists its product as uncharacterized. Bases 106 to 1059 code for a protein of 317 amino acids. NCBI's taxonomy places the organism in Eukaryota, Fungi, Ascomycota, Pichiomycetes, Serinales, Debaryomycetaceae. The record is from RefSeq and is a predicted model, not a curated record. The transcript has a single exon.
GAUAAGUUCUACUCGAAUAAGAAGGCACGUCGGGUGAAGUGCUAGUAAUAGAAGAUCGGACCGUUUCUUUUUAUAUUUGGAAUCCAAUAUAAUAGCCGAUAGAACAUGACUAGUCUUGCUGAGAAUGGAACAUCUGGAGACAUCGACAUGAUAAGCCCAGAACUCGAAGCAAAGAUAAUGGAGUUCGAAGCUAUUGCUCAAGAGACCAUGGAUACCAUUGGAUCAGCCUAUAGUAUGGUAGACUUCAAUCAAAAGGUGAUAAACGGAGAUGCAAUCGAAUCUACAGGAGUACAAGCAUUGAAAAGACUGUUCAUUCUAGACUCGUUCAAGAUAGACAGGUUUCAGAAAUCUCUUCGUGAAUGGGAGUCCAUACAAUCGGAAAACUUUGUACGAACAGAAAUCGAUACAUACAACAAGAUUACAGGACAAAUGUCAAGAGUCAAUGGUCAUGUGGAACAGUUAACAACAGAACUCGAAACUCUAAAAAGAUCGGCUGAACUUCCAGCAUUCAGAUUCUCAAGACAGACUUUGCAAGAAUACGGGGGAAACAUAUUGGACAGGAUUCCAAAAGAUGAAACUGGUGACUAUCAAUCGGUGAUCGAAAUCGAUCAAAUAUAUUCGUUGGAUCCUCAAUCUAAUCUUCCGUUUCCAGAAUUUAAAGAGGUUAACAAAUUGAUCAAUAUAGAGUACCGUUUGAGGUUGGAAAGGAGAAUCAAAUAUGAAAUUCUAGUUCUCAUUAAAAAUCAAAUAGUUGCCAACAAUAACAAGUGGAGCGCAAGAGAUCGGGAAUUGAAUGACUUCUUACUGAACAAGUUAGCAGGUGUCAUAGAUGAGGUCGAAAAGAUUAAAGCAAAUGAAUACGAAGAUCUCAAUCUUGAAGAAAGCGAUGAAGAAAAUGAGAGCUUUGAGCAAGAAAUCGAAGAGGAAGAAGAAGAAGAAAACGAAGUACUGGAGGAAGAGGUGGAUAGUAUUUCAAAUAACAAUGCUAAGGACGCGCCAACAGCAAGGCCAGCGGUUCAAGAUGUUGAGUCUGACGAAGAAAUGUUGAUUGAUGGAUAGAAUAUAUAAUUCACUAAUAAAGAUGUAGUCAUGAGCA